Molecule: messenger RNA, 867 nt
Organism: Durio zibethinus
Lineage: Eukaryota; Viridiplantae; Streptophyta; Magnoliopsida; Malvales; Malvaceae
Product: ubiquitin-conjugating enzyme E2 28-like
Source: RefSeq, a predicted model, not a curated record
ACGCCUCUCUCUCUCUCUCUCUCUCUAUAAAUCAUAAUAAAUAUCAAAUCCAAAGCCCCGAAUUUUUUUACUUCACAAAUAUUUUCUUCUUUAGCUUCAUACCCUAAUCCACUCAUUUCCACCCCUUCAGUUAUCAUCCAAUUGUUUGUUGAAGACUUUAGAGAGUUUUUGAAUGGCUUCAAAGCGGAUUAACAAGGAGUUGAAGGAUCUGCAGAAGGACCCUCCUGCUUCAUGCAGUGCCGGCCCCGUUGCUGAUGAUAUGUUCCACUGGCAAGCAACAAUCAUGGGCCCAUCAGACAGUCCUUUUGCUGGAGGAGUCUUCCUUGUGGCCAUUCACUUCCCCCCAGACUAUCCGUUCAAGCCACCUAAGGUUUCUUUCCGUACAAAGGUUUUCCAUCCUAACAUCAACAGCAAUGGAAGCAUCUGUCUUGACAUUCUCAAGGAGCAGUGGAGCCCUGCCCUUACCAUAUCCAAGGUUCUUCUGUCAAUAUGCUCACUUCUUACAGACCCAAAUCCCGAUGACCCUCUGGUGCCUGAGAUUGCUCACAUGUACAAGACUGAUAGAGCUAAAUAUGAGAGCACUGCCCGCUCGUGGACCCAGAAAUAUGCAAUGAAUUAAGGGUCUGCCACGAUGUCAUGUUUGAUCGCUAUAUUAGUAAAUAAUAGAAAUAACAUUGUCUGGAUAUUAGAGAAAACACCUUUGAGAAGUUUGUUGUUGUUUCUGUGGAUUUGAAAGGGUUAUUUAUAAACUGAAACAGGUCCUCUAAAAGCUGGUUAUAUAGAUGAAACAAUAUUUAUGCUAAAUUGACGUGUUUGCUAUUGCAAUUGAAUUUAUGGCCUAAACCUGAAGGGUUAGAUUUUUCGUGA